Messenger RNA from Coregonus clupeaformis (lake whitefish), 2939 nucleotides. RefSeq names its product oxidation resistance protein 1. The record is from RefSeq and is a predicted model, not a curated record. The transcript has 11 exons. NCBI's taxonomy places the organism in Eukaryota, Metazoa, Chordata, Actinopteri, Salmoniformes, Salmonidae. Gene Ontology annotation, cellular component: nucleus. The coding region runs from base 186 to 1973 and encodes 595 amino acids. Gene Ontology annotation, biological process: response to oxidative stress.
GGGAGAGGGAGACACACAGAUACAGUACAUAGAGUGAGAUAAGAGAGAGGAGAGAUAGGGGGGGUGUUGAGAAGGCAAGGUGAAAAAAUACAUGGCAGACGGGCUAAUCGACAAGCAGGCAGACAGGCUUGAGUUAGGCAGGCAGAGAAGCGGGGAGGAGAGCAGCAGCAGAAGGCAGAGAUGAGAUGAGGAGAAGGGAGGGGAGAACCAUGAGCGUAAUACACACCUCUCUCCCUUUGCAUUCAGAUACGGGCCAAAAGAAGACUCCCGAGAGGAAGGAUGUGCGUAGCAUGUCAUUCCAGAGACCCAAGGGAACCGUGGAAUAUUCCGACUCAGAUGACAUCCAUCGGCGGGAUUCCACACCGUCCCCUGCCCACCCCAUGUCCCGUCCGGCCAGAGUGGUGUUGUCCACAUCUGAAGAAGAAGAGGCUCUAACACAGAAGUUUCUCAAAAUCAACUGCAAGUACAUCACAGAUGGCAAGGGGGUGGUCAGUGGGGUGUUGCUGGUCACGCCCAACAACCUCAUGUUCGAACCCCACAAGGCGGACCCGCUGGUGCAGGACCGCGGCUGUGAGGAGUAUGGCAUCAUGUGCCCGCUGGAGGAGGUCAUGUCUGCCGCCAUGUGCACCGAGGUCACCGACAGCAGGAUCAAAGAGUUUGUUCCCCCAGAACUGGAGCUGCUGUCAUCAGCGCCAGAGCCCUGCCACAUGAAGAGGGUGCCUUGGAGCAACCUGGAGGACGCGGCACAGCGUGCCCGUGAUGCAGGAAAUGACAGCGCCAGCACGACUGCUCGCAGCACUGAGGACUCCCCUGUACGGGAUGACCCAGGGUCCUCAGACGAGCUACGCCGGGACAAGUCCUCUGGGGCCUCACCUGAGUCUGACCAGACCAUCAACCAGGCCCAGGACUCUGAGUUAGCCAUGGAGGAGCUCAGGAAGCUUUGGAAGAGCCACAUUAUGCAGUCAGCCAAUGAGCAGGGAGAAGGGGACCAGCAGGAGGCCAAGACAGCCAAUCAGGAUCAGUCAGAAGAGGGCACAGGCAAAGCCUUGCCGGUGCCCAAGGAGAAGCGGAGGCAGCGGUCCCAUAAGUUUCUGUGUCUGCAGGUGGGCAAGCCCAUGAAGAAGACCUUUGUGUCCCAUGCCAGCGCCUCCAUGCAGCAGUACGCCCAGAGGAACCGGAAGCAUGAGUACUGGUUUGCAGUCCCACACGAGAGGUCAGACCACCUUUAUGCCUUCUUCGUCCAGUGGAGUCCAGACAUGUACCGGGAGGAUAUGGGAGGAAGAGGGGCGUCCGGAGAGCCGGGGUUCGUAGUGGUCAAAAACAACUGGGAGUCUGAAACAGGGUCUGACGUGCCGCCAGGCCCUGACAUCACCGCUAAAGAGUGGGAGAUCAUUACCAAGAGGGAGGUGAACUCGAAGCAUGGCCCCGCCAUAAGGACUGAUCUGGAGCCAGAGGUCUUCAGGCCAAACCUGAGCAAGCCCAGCGACCUCCUGCAGAUGGACCAGAUAGAGAAGCUGGCCAAAAACCUCCCUCCCAGGACAAUCGGCUACCACUGGUCUCUGGCCUUCAGCACCAAUAAACAUGGCAUGAGCAUCAAGACCCUGUACCGGGCCAUGCAGGGCCUGGACACACCCGUGCUCAUGGUGAUCAAGGACAGCGACGGACAUAUGUUUGGUGCCCUGGCCUCUGAGCCCUUUAAAGUCAGUGACAGCUUCUAUGGAACAGGAGAGACCUUCCUUUUUACCUUCUGUCCUGACUUUGAGGUGUUCAAAUGGACUGGUGACAACAUGUUUUUCCUCAAAGGAGAUAUGGAUUCUCUAGCGUUUGGUGGUGGAGGGGGUGAGUUUGGUCUAUGGCUAGAUGGAGACCUCUACCACGGCAGAAGUAAACCCUGUAAAACCUUUGGCAACCCCAUGCUGACCAAGACGGAGGACUUUGUUCUUCAGGACAUUGAGAUCUGGUCGUUUGAGUAAAAAGCCUAACUAUGCCCUGCCAGAGAGAACUGGAACUCUUAUGGAAAAGGUAUGUAGGAAUGUUGUCCCCCAUGCCUCAAAAAGCAACAUCGACCCAGACUUGCCUGCAUGUCCUCUUGGCUCAUUGGAGGCCUGUUACAAACAAACAGCUAUCACUGUGCUGAUUAACCAAUCACUCGUUAUCACUACUACUGCAUCCAAUACAGAGAGUUAUGUCUCUGUUAAAACACUGUCAGUUUAUUUCAUUAGACGUGUGUGUAGGUUCAGGUUGAGUAUAGAGGGGUGUGAGGGAUGGGACAUGGAGAUGUCUUUGUUGGAAGUAGGCUACAGAAUGUCUUGAUUGUUAGAACUCUGUGGGUCGACUGAUGGCCGACGACUUGGUUUGUGAUCAAGAGGAAGAAGAAGAACUUUAACUCUUGACUCCAGGACAUCGGAGCAUCUACAUGUACAUAAACAUGGCCACUGUCAAAAACGUUCCAUUACUCAAAAACCUUAUGGCAAUAUGUGAUGUGGUAAAAAAAAAAGCGGUACAUGAUACAGGGUGAGGAGCGAUUAUGUUUUUGUCAUUGUAAAAUGCCUGAUGAGAAAACAUCACAAUUACCACAUCAGGAGGACACAAGCAAUAGGUUGCAUUCACUGAAUGGGAGAAAUUGUUACAUGGCAGCAACUGAAAAACAAAAUCCUUUUCGAGCUCUACAGUAUACUGUCAGACCACAAAGGCACACCAUCGGCUCCAAGCAUAUGUUACAAAUAUAUAUUCAAAGAUCCAUUGAUGGUAUAGCGUUCUGUUUUUGUCAGUUGUAUCAUUGAGUAUGUGAACAUACAGUAACACUAAUGCACACCGGCCUUGUUCCAAUCAGACACUGUGUCUCUCCACUGUCUGUCCAUAUGCAGUAUAAUGUGUUCCAAUAAAUAGAUCUCUGUGGAGUAAUAAUGUGCAAGUUAAGUACACUACCAGUCAAAGGU